AUGUCUGAAAUAACUGAGGAGAAGGUUUUGCAAUAUUUGAAAAGCAAUCCGAACGUUUUGGAAGCUUAUGUGACGAGCAGUCAAAUAAGUCGGGAAACAUUCCAAAAAUGGACUGCUCGACGACAUUCAAAGCUUCAAAAGGAAUCGUCACGGAAAUCGCUUGUCGGAUUCUGGGGUGCCGAUGAUCUUGCCUCUCGUCGACGUCUUAUUAUGGAUCAGGGCGAUCAAAAGAUAAGGCUUCUCUUCGAACUUGGAGAAUGUUGUGCUCAGAUGACUGCCACUGACGCUGUCGAGUUGACAAUCACAAACGAUGAAGGUUGUUUUAACAUAUACAAAACUUCGGAAGGAUUAAUCAAACUCAAGAAAACUAAGAAAGGAAAAAAACCUGCAGCCUACAUCCAAAUGUUGGUCGAUCCAUCUGAAAAGACAAUCGGCGAAGUUCAGUUCUUCAUGCCACUCACGGAUAAGGAUAAGCAGAUUGUCAAUGUUAUAUGUACAUGGGCAAUGGGUUGUGUUUACUAUGCUCAGAUUUCAAAUAAUGAAGAAGAAGCUCCUCGUGUUGUUCGUCAACGGAAACUGAACACCUUCCUUCUGGAUGUGACUCGGAGCAUUUUUCAAGAUAUUGUUUCGAUGGAUACAGUCAUCAUCAAAGUUAUGAAUUUUGCACAAAAACUUGUCAAUGCUGAUCGGGCUUCCCUCUUCCUGGUUGAUGCUAAGACAAAGGAACUCUAUGCUCGCAUUUUCGAUGUCGGAACAGGACAGGACGAACACGUACGAAUUGAUCGUGAAGGCAAAAAGGAAAUUCGUUUUCCAAUUACGAAAGGAAUCGCUGGCUAUGUUGCUUGUACAGGAGAAGGAUUGAAUAUAACCAAUGCUUAUGAUGAUCAACGUUUCAACAAGGAUGUUGAUUCGAAGACUGGCUAUACAACUCGAACCAUUUUAUGUAUGCCCAUAUUCAUUCGAGGAAUUGUCAUCGGAGUUGUUCAAAUGGUUAACAAGCAGAGUGGCAACUUUACGAAAGACGAUGAAGAUGCUUUCCAAGUCUUCGCCGUCUACUGUGGAUUAGCCCUUCAUCAUGCAAAAUUGUACGACAAAAUCCGUCGCAGUGAACAAAAAUACCGUGUAGCAUUGGAAGUCUUGGCUUAUCAUAGUGUCUGUAAUCGGGACGAAGUUGCCAAAUUGAAAAAAAUUCAACUGAAAGAGAGAGUACAAGAGUUGGAAACAUUCGACUUCAAUGGAAUGAAGCUGUCUGAGUUAGAAAAACCUCUGUACGCUGUCUACAUGUUCAAAACACUCUUCCACGGUGACAUACGGUUCGAUCAGGAUGAUCUCACUCGUUUCGUUCUGACAGUUCGGAAAAACUAUCGUCGAGUUGCUUACCAUAACUGGGCUCAUGGUUGGUCGGUAGCUCAUGCUAUGUUUGUCCUCUUGUUCAGUAAUAACCAAAUUUUCCGACCACACGAGGCUUUGGCAUUAUACGUGGCUUGCUUAUGCCAUGAUCUAGAUCAUAGAGGAAAGAAUAAUGCUUACAUGAAAACAAUGAGCACUCCUCUGGCUGCCAUUUACACAACAUCUGUUAUGGAACAUCAUCAUUUCAAUCAAACUGUAACUAUCUUACAGCAGGAUGGCCAUAAUAUUUUGAAGUCACUCUCAUCUGAAGAGUAUAAGCAAGCCCUUAGCCUUAUCAAACAUUGCAUUCUUGCAACAGACCUGGCUCUCUUUUUCUCAAACAAAGCUGAACUGAAUAAUAUCCUGGACGAAGGAAAGUAUGAUAUCAACGAUGAGCAUCAUAGAAAACUUACUCAAGCUAUUCUCAUGACUGGUUGCGAUUUAAUCGCUUCUGCCAAACCGUGGCAAAUCCAAACAGAAACUGUCAAAGUUAUCUUCGAAGAGUUUUAUGAACAAGGAGAUGCCGAAAGAAACAAUGGUCGUGUUCCUAUUGCCAUGAUGGACCGUCAAAAAGCUCAUGAACUUCCUCAGAUGCAGGUUGGAUUCAUGAGAGGUAUAUGCUUGCCUUGCUAUGAGCUGAUUGCUCGAAUUAUACCUGAAGCAUCCGGAUUACGAGACCGCUGCAGAUAUAAUGCAGAGAAAUGGGAAGAACUUGCGGAAGAUCAAAGAAAGCGAGAAGAAGAGAAAGCUAAAGAGACACCAGCAGAGCAGUGA
Molecule: messenger RNA, 2163 nt
Organism: Auanema sp. JU1783
Lineage: Eukaryota; Metazoa; Nematoda; Chromadorea; Rhabditida; Rhabditidae
Source: the annotation of a GenBank genome assembly